This is a messenger RNA of Orbilia oligospora ATCC 24927, 522 nucleotides long. RefSeq lists its product as uncharacterized. The transcript has a single exon. Lineage: Eukaryota; Fungi; Ascomycota; Orbiliomycetes; Orbiliales; Orbiliaceae. The record is from RefSeq and is a predicted model, not a curated record. The coding region runs from base 1 to 522 and encodes 173 amino acids.
AUGAAUCCUUCAGGACAUGAAGGUCUCGAAGCUGGCUCUAGCGCCAACCAUCACGGCAGUGGUCGUCCAAAACUCGAACACCUACAAUCACACUUUUCACACAUCGCACCUCACCUAAAGGCACAUCUUACGGAUCGCCAAGCGAAUCCAAUAUUAUCGACGUCCGAACCAACUUCCGGGUACCUUGCGCCGUUGUCGGAGGCCUUUGUGAAUGCUUACGAAACCGGGUCGAGAAUGGGAUUAGGCAUGCCGGUUAGAGUUACCCUGUCGACGACGGAGUCUUCGUUGGUGGUGUUGCAGUCUGCGCCUACAUCAUCCUCUGUUACCGGACAAGAGUUAUCGACGGCGACGCGACAGUCUACGCCUGUUAGUCCGGUUUUGACGGCGGAGAACGGUCCGGAUACGUCGAAGAUGCUGGUUAGUACGGUUAUUGCGCCGGCUGGGGAGUUGGCGGAGGCGAGGGUGGCGAUUUGGGCUAUUGAGGAUGUUGCGAGGAGGUUGCAGACUAGCUUGGAGAAGUGA